UAAUACAGUCUCGUUUAUUUAUUUUUUAAUAUCAUUUUUAGAAUGUAAUAGUGCAACAUACAGCAAUCGUUUUCACAUUAGAGAAAAAAGUCCUGACAUUACAGUUGAAAAGGUUGCUGAAUCGUCAUUAUUUUCUUCAAGAUUAUUUAUUAAAUCUCCUAGCAAACAUCCUAAGAUAGUAUCUACUCAGAAAUAUCAAGAAGAGAAUGUUUUGAAUUUAGAAGAAGAUAUAGAUUUUUCAAAUUUCUAUCAAAGUAAUACAGUUCAAUCUAGUUUGUCAUCUGUUUGUCAACAUGAUUCAUUUUUGGAACCAGUUCAAAAAACUAUUCCAAGAGGCAUUGGUGGUACUUUUUUUUAUGACGAACCACCAGCUAGCUUUAAACCGAUUGAUGAAAGGCGUUUUCAAUAUGCAAUAUUUAUGGAGUUAGCAAGUAUAAAAUCUGAAAUACAAAAAUCUUUAUGUGCAGUGGAAAAGCUGGGAAGAAGAACUGAGCCUGAAGAUUCCUUAUUUUAUAUUUAUAAAUCAAAUGAUAUAAGAGAGUUUGAUGAAAGAGAAAUAUUUUUAGGUAAUAAAGAAAAGUUUCAUUUGUUGGUCCGUCAACUUAAACAAAUAGGUGGUAGUUCAAUUUCAGCCUCAGUUAAUAAAGUUUUAGAUGAAACAAUGUCUAAAAAUGUUCAAUCGUUAUUUAACAAAGCAGGAAGACAUGGCAAAAGAUCAUUUAGAAAAACAUUAUUGUAUAAAGCAAUUAUUGAAGCAUUAGUGUCACAUUCAACAAAAUUUGAUUUGGUCGAUAAGUUAAUAGGCGACCAUUUGAAAAGAGCUCCAGAUCGAAUUGAAUAACAAAUAAUUUAUUUAGUAUUUGUACGCUCGCAUUAUAAAUGAAUACAAAAUAAAUAAAAAAAACUUUAAAA
Hydra vulgaris (swiftwater hydra) is the source of this 912-nucleotide messenger RNA. The record is from RefSeq and is a predicted model, not a curated record. Lineage: Eukaryota; Metazoa; Cnidaria; Hydrozoa; Anthoathecata; Hydridae.